This is a messenger RNA of Spodoptera frugiperda (fall armyworm), 2228 nucleotides long. RefSeq lists its product as uncharacterized. The coding region runs from base 339 to 1673 and encodes 444 amino acids. Lineage: Eukaryota; Metazoa; Arthropoda; Insecta; Lepidoptera; Noctuidae. The record is from RefSeq and is a predicted model, not a curated record. The transcript has 3 exons.
CACAUAAUAGGGUAUAUGCGCAUGAUUCAAAUAACGAUAAUUUUUUUUUCAUAUAAUCUCUUUUCCUUUAGAUUUAUAAAUCUAUCAAUAAUUUUCAAUAUAAUUUUGUUUUGAAUAAGAAAAUAAUUAUUGCAAAAUGCACAAAAUAAGCGGGAAAUUCAAAUUAGUUGAAACGCAUUGCUAUUGGUCAGAGUAGUUUGUGACGUCAAAGUCUAUAAUAACAAAUAUCAACAAGUGCUAUUGUUGAAUGCUUGCAACGAAAUUCAGUUUUUUUGUGAUUUUGAGUUGAUAUUGAAGUGAUAUUGUUUCGUAAAAGAGUGGCAGGAAAGUCACAGGAAAUGACAGAUAUUGGUUACGUCAAGGCACAAUCAGACAAUCUUCCAAAAAUUGAUGUGUUUAUGAUGACCGCGUAUUUCACAUCAAAUUCGGAUUUUACGUCUACUGAAAUAAAAGGAGUGAAAGCAGCAAGAUCUGCACGAGAAACAUAUGGAGAUUCUGCAGUUGGAUAUGUACAAGUGAAACGGGAGGGUAAUAUAUGCACUGUGAAGGCUCGAAUAACUCCAGAACACAAUGUCCGACAGAAGUGUUAUUCUGUAACACUUGUGUGUGAUGAGGCUGAAGAAACUGUUUUAUCAGUACAAUGUGAAGACUGUGCAGCUCACAAGGGAGGGUGUAAACAUGCCAUUGCCUUUUUAGCCUGGGUACAUAGACGCAGUGAAGAGCCACCUUCCACCAGUAUUGAAUGCUACUGGAAAAAGUCAAAAUUGUCAUCAGUGGGCACAAGUCUUAAAUUUAUUAAGGCGAAGGAUAUGUGUGACAUACCCAAGAAGCAGCCACAACCUGUAUGCGAUGCUAAUAUAGCACAGGCUUCAACUUCUAGCGGGGAAAGUUUCUUGUCUCUUUUAAUAAAAUAUAGUAAAGAAGUUGGUGACACAGACAAUCAACUGACGAAAUAUUAUAAUGAACCCAGCGAUAUUGAAAAACUAUCCAUUCAUUAUUUGGUUAGUAUGGUGCAGGAGGACAAACCAAAGACCCCUCAAGAGUUUAUUGACUAUUGUAAGAAACAAAUGCAUACAAAAAUGUGUAAUGAAGCUGCACAAGCAACCAUAAAUCAAAGAGACUGUCCUUUAUGGUAUGAGCUGCGGUAUGCAAGAAUUACCGCUUCAAAAGCGUAUGAAGCAGCCCAUUGCAAAAGUUUUGAAGGGUCCUUAACGGAAACUAUUAUGGGAGCAUCAAAAUUACGUGACACGGAUGCCAUGAAAAGAGGCAGAGAGUUAGAGAGUGAAGUCAUUAAAGUGGUGCAAAAAAUUAAGAAAAUAAAAAUAAAAAAAUGUGGAAUCAUAUUAAGCCCUUUAUAUCCCAUUAUGGGUGCUUCCCCUGAUGGUGAAACUGAUGAUUACAGUAUUGAAAUUAAAUGCCCUUCAUCUGAAAAAUCAGUUUGCCAGUAUAUAAAAAAUAAUGAAGUAUCUGCGAAAUGCAUGGCACAGGUGCAGUUGCAAAUGCACUUAUCACAAAAAAAUAAGGCAUUAUUCUGCGUUGCUCACACUGAUUUUGAGAAAUCGAAAAAUGUAACUAUUGUUGAAGUGGAUUAUAAUAAAGAAAUGUGUGAAAGAUUAAUACAUAAAUGUACUAUUUUUUGGGCCAAUGCCAUUUUUCCUGUAAUAUUUAAAUAAGUAGAAAUAAAACAAAAAUUAAAUAAAUCUACUUUUUUAUUAAAAAAUCUUGCAUAUUUAUUAAACCACAGGCUAUUAUAAUAAUGUCAUCUAUAACAGGGACUAAAUGGUGGUCAACACAUGCAUGAGGAAGUAAAAUAUGAAAUUCUCUUAGUCUACUUAUGACGCGUUCAACAUUAAUUCUCAAUGCAGCAAUUCGUUUUGCCUGCUUUACUUCUUCUUUGGUACAAGCGGUAGCCGUACUAACAGAAGGGGGCCGUAUAAGAGUACAAUUCUUUUUAAUUAACAAGUGGGAUAUGUCUUUGAAGCCCCUGUCUGCCAUAAUUGCAGUACCAGGUUGUAAAUAGUUAAGAAAACUACAGUCUUCCACUAUCAUCACAUCUGUUGCCCUGCCUCCGUAGCCAUCAGAGAUAAAAGUGACCAAGCCAUCAGGGGUACAAGAAAUUAAAUACUUCAAAGUAUUACACUUUUUGUACUGCGACCAAGUUAGUGACUGGUAGACUGCAUUCGUUGGCUUUUCAAUUUGUAUUUCUAGGCAAUCUAUUAUAGAAAUAA